CAAUAAUAAAACUCGAAUCUAAUUGUAAUAGAAGACUAAAUAUUAAUUGAUGUCUCCUGCGAUGGAUUUGUGAUGAACCGAAGAAUUCGAAAAAAACGCGUAAAGAAAAAAGUUUUAGUGUGUGUGUGUGUGAUUUGUGAAUGAGCGAGAGAGCGACUCCAGAGGUGGGUGAGUGGACUUAAGUCACAGGUACGCCGCUGAAUAAGUUGCCUCAAGUGUGCUCAGUCAUAUCGCGGUUGUGAAGAAGUGCAGAGCGACUCUCGUCUCUUCGAGUAGAAAUUUCGAAUUCUCGAAACACACACGCUCACUGAAAGGGAGGAAAAAUUGAAGACGAAACAAAGACAUUCAGAUAGGUAACUCGUGUGUUGUUGAAGAUUGUAGUACCGUCGAGGAUCGGAGAGAGUGUGACCAAUGGUGCCGCAAGUUAACCGAUAAUUAAUUCGUUCAACCAGAUCGCAACUACAAUUCGCAUGAUCGGGAGUGCUAGAAUGUUAGUGAGGUGAUGGCUUUGUUAAACUACAGUUUUCCGUAUCACGCGGCGGCGGCAGCGCCGCCGCCACCACAGCCCUAUGUGCCGCCAAGUGCAUACCAUUAUCCGCGUCCCCACACGCCCUUCACCGCCGAGGAUGCGGACAUGCCGCCACCUGCGACUCCGCACUACACCCAGGUGCGUGGCGGAGGAGGAUCCAAAGCCCAGGUGCACGCCGUCAUCGAUUACGAUUACUACGAGGACGGCGGCGGCGGCGGCCACCAGGUGGUCCAUCCAGGUGUUGGAGGACAUCCGCAGCAUCAGACGGGCGGCGGCGGUCUGCACCAUCAGCCCGCCGUCACACCCAUCCAGGGACCCAUCUAUCUCAAGAACGGAACCGUACCCGUCGUGCCGCUCUACUCCUAUCCCCAGAUCAACAACGGAAGCUUCGUUCAGAUACCGAUCCUCUGGACGGCCCUUUCGGUGGCGCUAGGUCUGGAGAUUCGUGGAGAGUUCAUCCGAGGAGUGCCAUGCAUCAAGAGAUACCAGCAGCUCUUCUGUCCCACAGCGGGGAACACCUAUCCACUUGAGAGAAUAGAGACGUUCAUAGAUGAUAACAAAGCUCUGAUGAAGCGGAUGUACGGAGAGUUCAUCAUGGGACCGGAUUACGACACGGAGCCGACGCGGAAGCCGAAGAGAGCGCCGCCGCCCGGGGUGCCGGAUCUUCACGCGCCCCCCGGUCCCGAGUCGAUGUUCGCGAAGGUCCGCGUGACGAGGCAGAGUUUCCGCAACAACCAGAGCUCGGAAACCGGAAGAGUCGACGCAUGCCAAAGCAAAGUGGAGAUCGUGACUCCUUACUGGGCGUCCAACUCUGCUGGGAAAAUCCGAGCCAUCGUCAACACCCAGCACUUCGAGCAGGCCAUUCACCAGGAAGUCUGCGCUAAGAAAGAGACUGGUCGUUGUUCCGGCGAGUGCGGUUGCGAGCAAAAGUACAAAUGGCAUCGUCUGCUUGCCUACGAUCCAGACAACGACUGCAAAGGCAUCUUCAUGGAUUGGUUCCUAUUCCCGUCGUGCUGCGUCUGCAGAUGCAACCCGACCUGAGACGCGCUGCUGUUGCUGCUGCUGCUGCACCUCCACUCAACGGUCAUCAUCUAAUCUGAUUAUUAUCUGAUUACUCUUUGUUUAAUGUGGUGCCAAAACAGAUUUAGAUUUAAAUUAUUUUUAAUUCUUAAGCGCCAUACACACACACACGACAUAUACACAAACACACAUUGUUUAGUUACCUAAAACGUCUAGUUAUUUUUUAAGCGAAUUAUAUAUUAGGGUAAUUACUUUAUUUUUGAUCGGAACGAUUCAAAUUCAAAAGUUUAAUGUUUCUUCGCACAUUUAUUUAAAUCGUGUUUUCUUAAAAAGUGCAGGCUAUGUUUUGCUAAAAGGAAAAAUUGUCUAUUUUAACUUCGAUUUUAAGGUGAAGUUUUAUUAUUUUUUUUCUUUUCAUUUUUAGUUUGUCAUGCCUAGGAAGUGAACCACUUUUCCUACAUUCCUUUCUUCUCUCUAUGUACGCAUCUAUAUAUAUAUAUUAUUAUUAUUGUUUUUCUACACAAUCGGCGAUUGUCUUAUUUAUAAUUUGUAUUAUUAUAGUUGAAUUCUGUAGACUUUAUGAUGAGCGGAACGAAAGAAACAUUGUGCCAAUUUACACACACAUAAUACCGUUUAUUAAAUUUAAUAUGAAAAUUUA
Nicrophorus vespilloides is the source of this 2207-nucleotide messenger RNA. RefSeq lists its product as uncharacterized. The coding region runs from base 503 to 1570 and encodes 355 amino acids. Gene Ontology annotation, biological process: central nervous system formation; regulation of Toll signaling pathway; innate immune response. NCBI's taxonomy places the organism in Eukaryota, Metazoa, Arthropoda, Insecta, Coleoptera, Silphidae. The record is from RefSeq and is a predicted model, not a curated record. Gene Ontology annotation, cellular component: extracellular region. Gene Ontology annotation, molecular function: Toll binding; growth factor activity. The transcript is spliced from 6 exons.